CUCAAAACUUACAUAUAAAAGGAGUAAAAGAGCCACUUUUUGAAGAAUAAUGAAGAAAAGAAAAGGGGAAAGAAAAACUCGUCCAUUUCAAUUUUUCUGUUAUCUUUUGUUCUUCUACUUCAAUUAUCUUAUCACUAGUUGAAACCAACCAAAUCAAAAACCAAAACCCACUUCUUCUUUUUUUGGUUUUCCCUCUCUUUUGAUGUGAUAGAUCCAUAGAUCUAUUGAUUCUGGUUUUGAAGCUCGCAUGAAGCCUUUUCCCAGAUCCUCCUUUCAAAAUAUAAACCAAAGUGGUCAAUUUUUUUUUAAAAAAGUUUUCCAUUUUUGUGUUGAGGCUCAAAGAGUUUAAGGCUCACGGUUCUGGUUUCUAGGGAGUGUUUUUUGGAGGAGAUGAGGGAUGUUAUCUGGGUUUAUGAACUUCUUGAGGGCCUGUUUUCGGCCAAGGUCAGAUCGAUUCGUUCACACAAGCUCUGAUGCUGGAGGUCGCCAAGAUGGGCUUUUGUGGUACAAGGACUCAGGGCAACACUUUAGUGGCGAGUUCUCGAUGGCAGUGGUUCAGGCCAACAAUUUACUUGAGGAUCAGAGCCAGCUCGAGUCUGGUUGUUUGAGUUCACACGAGUGCGGUCCCUAUGGUACUUUUGUUGGCGUGUAUGACGGGCAUGGGGGCCCAGAGACUUCGCGCUACAUCAAUACUCAUCUCUUUCAACAUCUUAAACGGUUCACAUCAGAGCAACAGACGAUGUCGGUUGAUGUAAUACAAAAAGCGUAUCAAGCAACAGAAGAGGGUUUUUUGUCUAUUGUUACCAAACAGUGGCCUAUAAAACCACAAAUUGCAGCUGUUGGAUCCUGUUGCCUGACUGGUAUUAUCUGUGGUGGAUCCCUUUAUGUUGCCAACCUUGGCGAUUCCCGUGCUGUUUUGGGUAGAGCUGUGAAAGCAACAGGAGAGGUUCUGGCCAUUCAGCUCUCUGCUGAGCAUAAUGCGUGUAUAGAGUCAGUGAGACAGGAGCUGCAAUCAUUGCACCCUGAUGACCCACAAAUUGUAGUUUUGAAGCACAAUGUGUGGCGUGUAAAAGGUCUAAUACAGAUUUCCAAAUCUAUUGGCGAUGUAUAUUUGAAAAGGGCUGAGUUCAACAGGGAGCCUUUAUAUCCUAAAUUCCGCCUUCGCGAAACUUUCAAAAAGCCGAUAUUGAGCUCAGACCCUUCAAUAUCAGUGCACCAGCUGCAGCCACAUGAUCAGUUUGUGAUAUUUGCAUCUGAUGGGCUCUGGGAGCACCUAAGCAAUCAAGAAGCUGUUGAUAUAGUUCAGAAUCAUCCACGAAGAGGAAUUGCAAAGAGGCUGGUAAAAACUGCAUUACAUGAGGCAGCAAAGAAGAGAGAAAUGAGAUAUUCCGACUUGAAGAAGAUUGACCGCGGUGUCCGUCGCCAUUUCCACGACGACGUCACAGUUAUUGUGGUGUUUCUUAACUCAAACCUCGAGAUCAAGGCAACCUCUGUUAAGGCUCCUAAUCUAUCCGUUCGAGGCAGAGGAGUCACCUUGCCUCAUAAUACACUGGCUCCUUGUGCUAUGCCAACUGAAGCUGGCAGUACCUGAUCAUGCCGCAUCACAUGUAUUUCUUUGUUGUAUGGUCUUCUUUAUGUGAAUACCAGGUAGCUUCCGG
Molecule: messenger RNA, 1658 nt
Organism: Hibiscus syriacus
Lineage: Eukaryota; Viridiplantae; Streptophyta; Magnoliopsida; Malvales; Malvaceae
Product: probable protein phosphatase 2C 46
Exons: 6
Coding region: 398-1591 (397 amino acids)
Biological process (GO): protein dephosphorylation
Molecular function (GO): cation binding; protein serine/threonine phosphatase activity
Source: RefSeq, a predicted model, not a curated record